AUGCAGCUCUUCAUUACAGCGAUUCUCCUGACUCUCGGGUUGGCCGUUUCAGGUCGAGACAUCGCGAGAGUCGUUGGAGGCCACGAUGCUGCAGAAGGCGCCCAUCCGUAUCAAGUUUCUCUGAGAUUUCGUCAAGGCUCUCAUUUUUGUGGUGGAGUCAUCAUCAACGAGCGCUGGGUGUUGACUGCUGCCCACUGCCUCGUAUCUAAAACAGCAUCGUCAAUCAAAGUCGUCGUCGGCACGAACCGUCUCAGCAAAGGUGGAACCAAAUAUAACGUCAGCAUGGUGAUCCCGAACGAGGACUACGACGCCAGUAAAUUCGCCAACGACAUCGGAUUAGUGAGGCUCGCUACGAGAAUGUGGUUCAGUGACAGGGUAGCCCCGAUCGCCCCUCCAACCAGUGACUUUGAGCAAGUGGACUACCCCGCUGUGAUCAGCGGAUGGGGCUCCACUAGACUCGGCAGCGCACUUCCCGAUAAACUCCAGGAGUUGGAUCUCGUCAUUAUUGAUCAGGCUAAAUGCAAAUCUAUUCAUAGUGUGGUGACACACGAUCAUAUCUGCACGUUUACGAAGGUCGGAGAGGGCGCGUGUCACGGCGACUCUGGUGGUCCCUUGACAUCCGAUGGCGUCCUCGUGGGCCUCGUAUCCUUCGGCUACCCCUGCGCCUUCGGAUACCCGGAUGUUUUCACCCGAGUUUGGACCUUCAUGGACUGGGUCAAGGAGAAUAUGGAAACUUAUGGCGACGUUUAG
This is a messenger RNA of Diachasma alloeum, 750 nucleotides long. RefSeq names its product chymotrypsin-2-like. Gene Ontology annotation, biological process: proteolysis. Gene Ontology annotation, molecular function: serine-type endopeptidase activity. The record is from RefSeq and is a predicted model, not a curated record. NCBI's taxonomy places the organism in Eukaryota, Metazoa, Arthropoda, Insecta, Hymenoptera, Braconidae. The coding region runs from base 1 to 750 and encodes 249 amino acids. The transcript is spliced from 4 exons.